AGAUAACAAUAGAAUAUUCAGAGGGUUUCACAUCUUCCCUCCUUCCCUAAAGCAACAUUGGAUAGUCUGACAUUAAUGCUAGUCAGCGUAUGUGAGAACAGCAGAAACAGAAGGAAAGAUUUAAAUAUUUUAAAAAGGCAUUGUUUACUGUUUUCUCGUUGGAAUAAAAACCUGAAUACUGAAUAUGCAGGGUUUUAUUCCAAGAAGAAGUUUGAGACAAGGGUAUUCUGAUUUGCAGUUUUGUAACUUGCUCAGUCCCUGGCCACCUUCCAGCGCGUCCUCAACUACACAUCUGUUCAGAAAGCAACUGUACGGGACUACAUGGCGCCCAGUUGUACCUGCUUUGCUGUAUUCUACUACUGCAUUCAAGUCUUAACUACUUUUUGUAUCUGGUACUUGAUUUUACUCUUAAAGGUAACCGCAAGUCACAUUUUUUGUUUGUUUUUGUAAUUGCUCAUAUUUCAAUUCGUUCUUAUCGAUUUACUGUAUUUAUUACUUGCUCUUAAUGGAAUUUACUCUUAUAAGCACAUGUUUACUAUAGGUGUAACUGCUUUUAGUCGAAAUCGCUCUCAAUCGUAAUGUUACUGUAUCAGCUGUUGAAAAUAAAAUGUCGAUGUGCGGACUGCCCCGUAAAUAUUACAAAUGUACUGGUUGCGAACUAAAAUGGAAUACAUUGGACCACCUACGUUUGAGGGGUGUAGCGUAUUUUUCAACAGUAAAAACCACAACUCCCAUCUCCACAACUGUGAAACCCCAACUAUUUACAGCACUUUGCUGGCUGAUUUUACGUAAGGAAGAAAUACAGCUUUACGGCUACUGUGGGACACCGCACAGGAUGUUGCAUUGUCAGCUGUGGCAGAGUGGAGAGCAUUUUUAUUAGAUUAGCUUUGACGAGAUGAGUUCUUGUAUUGUUUGAUAUCUAGCAGGCGUAUUGGGUGUGUAGUUUAAGCCCUGUUCACUUACAUUUGUAUACCGGUACCAGAUACAAAAAGUAGUUAAGACUUGAAUGCAGUAUCGCAAAGUCUAUUCACCCAGGAGUUGUUACCGGCGUCGUACAGGUUGCAGCCGAAGGACUUGAGGUUGAGGAAUGGAGAAUUACCACAAGGCUCGUACAGUGGAGCUGCCCUGCCCCCCUCCCUUCACAGGGCUUCCCCCCGACACUCCCGAGGUGAAAGUGAAGGACGGCAGCAAGAUCCGCAACCUGAUGGGCUUCGCCAUCGGGCGCAUGGAGAGCAAGGCGGCGCGGCACAUCCUGUUCAGCGGCACUGGCAAGGCUGUGGCCAAGACCAUCUCCUGCGUGGAGAUCCUGAAGCGGCGCGUCAAGGGACUGCACCAGCUCACACGGCUGCUCUACCGGCACACAGAGGAGCAAUGGGAGCCGCUCGUGCCCGAGGCUGGCCUCGACACCCUCACAGUCAAGAGGAAUGUACCCGCCAUCUGGGUGCUUCUCUCCAAGGACCCUCUAGACACGGCCGAGCCAGGCUACCAGGCGCCGGGUUGCUUCGAUACUCUGUGGGCACAAGCUGUCAAGGAGGAUGCAGGCCAGCAGAGGAGAAAAAGACAGGGAGGUGGGGGUGAAGGCAGAGGGAAAGGGGGUAAAUUCUCCACACCCAGUAGGGGCAGCCGAAAGGAAGCUGUUGAGACCCCAGAGUAGAGAUGCGCCACAUGGAUAGGGGCCCCUCUUAUCAUUCUAGGAAAUAUGUUGAGCAAAGGGGAUAUGCUCUGCCAUACACAUGCUUUAGGACAGGUGUUUAUUAAAGGAUUUGGGUUCUGCUAAAGUGGGUUUCCUGUGGCUGUAUUGUAAUUCACACACAUUUUCUCAUUAUUUGACUGACAACAGGUAGCUUCAAAGAUCAGGAAUCUUCCUCACGUUGUAUGGGACGUGUAUGUGGAGAGUUUCUAUCUGUUAUCCUCCAACACCAGCAAUCGUUGCUUUGGUAAGGUUUUGGGAAUGUCCCAGUAAAGCCAAAAUACCAAAAGCAUUGAGACUGCACUGACUGUUGCCUCACUUGUGGACGGAGUAAUUUGAGGCUGUUACAUAGACAAGAACAGAUGAAGAACCGGACAGUCCUUUAUCUUCAGUCUUUGGAUGAUCAUUGUAAGUGGAAUUGGACUGCACUUAACUAUCUUUUGUAUCUAUUUUUCUACCGUGUUGCUCUUGUUGCCGUGUAUUCGCUGUAUGGGAAAGUUUCAGAACAGGGAGACCUAAAUGUAUUCGUCAUGUGACGAAAAGCAGAAACAUCCUUCACAUCAGGAAUUGCUGGAAGGUUUGGGCUGAUGUAGCUGAUUACAUCAAACUAACCUGCAUUUCUGGUUCCCAGUGUUUUGGGUAUUAUUGUUAUUGGUGAAGACUUAUUAAAUUUUUUUCUAUUUUGUUUUUGUAGCACUUUGGGUUUCUUUCCUUUGUUCUCCUUAUCUUGACACAGAUAUACAAUAUGGCUUUUUAAACUAAUCAGAUUUAUUAACAUGCAAUAUGUAAUGAUACAGUAUUGUAAUAGCUUUUUAUGACAAAUAACCAUACACACCAUUAUCAUACUCUGUUGAGCUGUUCUGAAGGUAUUUCAUUUGCUCAGACAGCCACAAAUCAUUACAGAUUAGAUUGACACACUAAACAAUUUAUGUAAAUUUCCACACCAAUUUAAAUCGUAGCUGGAAAGCGUGUUAAGGAUAAAGCUGAAAACGUAAGUGUAUCUGCGGUCAAUAUAUGUUGACCAUAAGGAAUAUAAACAGAAAUGUCCCACUCCUGAACCAAGCAAGCUAAUUUAAACUCCACUGAUGGUCUCACAAAGGCAGUAACUUUAAUGAAACUGUUUUCCUGUCUCUGCUGUACAGAGUGCAUUUAUUCAACAGGUGGAUUUUCUUUGACAUUAUUUAUUUUUGUUUCAAGGGAGCACUAGUUGUAAUUGGGUUGCUGUAUUUUAUGCAAAUGCUGUGUGUUAAAGUACAGUGUUUAAUUACAUAAAAUAAAAAAGCAUAUUAUAUUUAAA
This is a messenger RNA of Polyodon spathula (Mississippi paddlefish), 2987 nucleotides long. RefSeq names its product ribonuclease P protein subunit p25-like protein. Lineage: Eukaryota; Metazoa; Chordata; Actinopteri; Acipenseriformes; Polyodontidae. The coding region runs from base 1088 to 1654 and encodes 188 amino acids. Gene Ontology annotation, biological process: tRNA 5'-leader removal. The transcript has 2 exons. The record is from RefSeq and is a predicted model, not a curated record. Gene Ontology annotation, molecular function: RNA binding. Gene Ontology annotation, cellular component: ribonuclease MRP complex.